AUGCAAGUUGGAUGGAACCUAGAAGAAUUGGAUCCCCUUUGGCAGUUGAGGAGGCUUUGUAUGAUCAAACUGGAAAGAGCAGUUCCUCCUAGUAAAGAUUCAUUGCUAGCAAACAAAAAACAUCUCAGAGAAUUAUUACUAGGUUGCAGUGAACAUAUACACGAGCCAUAUUCUGAAGAUGUUGUAAUCAAUAUUGAGAAAACCUUUGAUUUGCUAAUCCCUGCGCACAACCUAGAGGAUCUCGGUUUUAUGAAUUUCUUUGGUCGGAGGUUUCCCACCUGGCUAGAUACUGCUACCCAUUUGCCUUCACUGACACACUUAAAGCUCAUAGAUUGUAAAUCAUGUAUGCAUCUUUCACCAAUCGGUCAGCUCCCCAACUUGAGAUAUCUGAGAAUCCAGGGAGCCACUGCAGUCACCAAGAUUGGACCCGAAUUUGUUGGCUCUGUGGUGGGUAAUCUCAGAUCUACGGAGGCAGUAGCUUUCCCCAAGCUUGAAACAUUGGUCAUCUGGGAUAUGCCCUACUGGGAGGAGUGGUCCUUUGUUGCUGAAGAAGAAGAACAAGAAGCAACACCAGCAGGUAAGGAAAGCUUAGAGGAUGAGCCUGCUGCAAAUCAAAAGUGGGGUACCCCACCUCCAAGGAUGCAGCUGCUGCUACGAUUGAAGCAGUUGGUCCUUGCCCGCUGCCCCAAGCUGAGAGCUCUCCCACGGCAGUUUGGACAGGAGGCCACUAGCUUGAAGGAGCUCCAUUUAAGACUAGUGCACAGCCUUAAGGUGGUGGAGGACAUCUGUUUCCUCUCAGAGGUCCUUUUAAUAUCAGAUUGCGAAGGCCUAGAGAGAGUUUCGAAUCUUCCCCAAGCGAGACUGCUGCGUGUACACCUGUGUCCCGACUUGAGGUGUGUUGAGAGAUUGGACAACUUGCACCAGCUGUUUCUGACAGAGGAUAUGGAAGGUGCCUCAUCACAGUGGCUGCCUGGACUCCAAGAGCAUCACCAACAGCUGCACGGAGAGGACCUGGAAGUCUACACCUGGACAAAGUGA
This is a messenger RNA of Miscanthus lutarioriparius, 1038 nucleotides long. The record is from the annotation of a GenBank genome assembly. Lineage: Eukaryota; Viridiplantae; Streptophyta; Magnoliopsida; Poales; Poaceae.